CAGGUGGGCAGCGGCCCCGCCUGGGCAGCAUGCACGAGUCUAUUUCGUGACGGCGAGGGGGAACUAUCAUAGUAGUGCUUUUUAUGAGGAAGUCUUUGGUGGGCAAGCUCCGUGGUGGGAGGAAGAUGCAUCACUAACAUCGUUCACGGCGUCGGUCUCUUGAUGUUUCUUGAAGAGGGAGUUAAGUUAGAUUGCAAAGUUUCAAGAAUCCUUUGAAACCUCAAGAUUCAGUUGGUCCCUUAUUCGAUCGAUCUGAUGUGUUACGCUGCGUUGGAGAUCAAAAGAUGUGUAUUGAAUCGAUAGGUAGGGAUCGUGACCGACAGCAGCUCUUUUGUUGCUCCAAACUGUAUUAACUAUCUGCUUCUGCUGGUCAAGCGGCAGACGGGCAUCUGAGGGAGAAGCAGUUCCGGUCCAAGUCAUGAAGAGGACAAUGAAGUUCUGCAAUCCAUCCUCAGGUUCAGAAAGAUGUCCUGCGUGCCUGUGGCAGUCCCAACUGCUUUGCUACAAUUGAAGCUGGGUUGGGGUUCUAGUACUAGUGCAAUUCUCAACAUUUAUCUCCACCCGAGCCAAGGUCUGGCAUGUUGCAACAUGGCGGCCCCCAUCUUCCCAGACACCCGAUGGCUGGGCGAAGAGCACGACAUGUAUGAGCGAGUAUCUAUUGAGGAGUACUCAGAACUUAAUCGAGUCCGUAGAUCGUCCAGAGUUAUUGAUUCGAGUUGUGAAUACCUCGCAAAGCUGUAAUGCCUGAUUACGUUCGGCCUAUUGGAAGCAGUGAUUGAAGUUAAGAUUGCUGAAAUUCAACUGCUAGAAUUUAACAGCAGCGGUGAAUAAGUGUUGACGAGUAAACAUCUCCCAGGUCUGUUGCUGGAUUUUCGAAACCGUUUUCUAGAACUAUAAGGAAACGACAGAACAUGCAUCCCUGUCGUCUGUCACGAGUGGGCAAGGCGCAUUGAGGCUGCGUACACUCACGCAUACAACGGACUAUUUUCCGAAACCUUGGAAGAGUAUUACAGCACGUUUUUUUCGGCCGGUCUGGAACCGCAGGUGUUGGCGGAUAUUAUCAUUCAGAUGGCUUGCAUCUUUGAAGCAGUUCAUGUUUCAACCUUGGUAUUUGAUCCGGAAGUGAGGCCGAAGGUGCACAUCGGAAUCACGUUCAUGUGGGCUCAGCUAAUCCCACAUCGGUAUAGGGCAACUAUCGUUCCGGGAGGAUGGUGCCCGGCAAUUGACGUGGGUAUAAUUGCAAGAGACGGCCUAGCAUGCAUUCUAGGAUAUGCCCGUACUUUGAAAAGCCCUCAAAGCAGAUCGUCCGUGGGACAUGGGGCAAGUAAACCAGAGUCAUGCGUGGUGAAUACAAGAGAUACGACCAAUAAUCCACCAAAACAUGUCUCUGAAUCAUGCGAGUGCAACAAUUCUAUGCCUUUGUUGGAGGAUGUCAAGCGUUUUCUACAGAAUCGGAAGAUACCGGCUGUGGAUUGGUGUCCUGUACAGGACAAGCUAAGAGUCAAGGACUCCUCCAGCACGCCAUUUGUAGCGAUUUCUCAUGUCUGGGGCGAUGGGUUGCGUGGUACGACUGAGAAAGGUCUUCCUGAAUGCCAAGUUCAGCGGCUUGCAAAAAUGACGAAGGGAUCCUGAAAGAUCUGGGCAAGGCCGGGAACGGAGCCUUCUGGAUUGAUACUCUCUGCAUCCCUGAGAUGGAUGACAUGAAACACCGGGCGACAUGGUUAAUGGCCCAGACGGACAAAGAAGCGGAGGCAGUGGUGGUGAUUGAUUCUGGCAUUCAGGAAAUUUCGAGUUCAGCAUUGUACGAGGAGAAACUUUUUAACGUGUUGUACUCACGAUGGAUGCAGCGACUUUGGACUUUUCAAGAAACGGCUAUGGCUAAGAAGCUAUACUUUGAGUUUUCGGAUGGUCUUGUAUCUCUGGAUGAGCUUGUGCCAAUUCGACAAGUUUCUUUCCUUGGUGACAUUAACCCCGUGCUUUCUUCUCUGUUCGGUGAGGUUUGGGGGCUCCUGGGGUGCAUUCCAGGAGAUUUAGGCCUAGUAUUCGUGUCUCGUAUUUUCCGCCAACGAUCCUUGAGCAAACCAAGUGACGAAUUGCUUGCAGUAUGUAGCGUGUUGAACUUGGACGGCUUUGAACUGGCGAGGAUCUCUAAUCCAGAAGAACGCAUGGUUUCCUUCCUCCAGAUUGGAAAGCUACCAUCCUUAAUCAUCUUUGAUUUACUCCUACCUUGUGAGUGGAGACUGGACAAGGAAGGAUUUCGUUGGGCGCCUAAAACGUUCAUGCGGGGUAAUGAAAUUGAAUAUGUGGGCUUCUUGAAAGGUGAGUGUGACGUGCUUUGCACAUCCACUAGCCUUGAAGCAGAAUACGUUGCCAUAACCCAAGGCGUGGUGCUCGAGGGAGAGAAAGGCGAGUGGUACUUUAGCCACUUAAAUGAAGGACGCACGUCCAUAUGCAAAGUUGAAUAUUUUACAAAACUUAGAUCUGUCAAUAUUCCUUCUUGCAAUGCGAUAUUGCUUGAUGCAAGGAAUGAUGGGGGUUUUCCAGCAAAAAUAUAUAAUCUAUAUUUUCUGUAAUCUUGCAAGAUUUACAGUAUCUGCCUCAUCAAAACCUUAUUUGGGAAAACCUGACUAUAAUCAAGGACAAAACAUUAGAUGAAGGAGAAAGAGUACAAUGCCUUGUUUCAAUCUAUACUCAUGGUAAAAACCCAAUGGAUAAAAAUCCAUCAAGUAGAUAAAAAGGGUUGCCUAAUUAUUAUGAGCAAUCUCUUCUUUAAUACACUCACUAGUUCCCUUGCUCAAGAAAAACAAGUCGCUGCAUACCAAUGCCAUAGACAAGUUUGCGAUAGAUGUAUAAUGAAAGAGCCUUAGUGAAGAGAUCAGCAAGGUUGUCCAUAGAUGCUAUUUUCUUGAAUUCAAGCAUCCCUUUUGUCACCAAGUCAUAGGUGUAAUAAAAAUACUUUCAAUCUA
Physcomitrium patens is the source of this 2966-nucleotide messenger RNA. RefSeq lists its product as uncharacterized. The record is from RefSeq and is a predicted model, not a curated record. NCBI's taxonomy places the organism in Eukaryota, Viridiplantae, Streptophyta, Bryopsida, Funariales, Funariaceae.